Neocloeon triangulifer is the source of this 1711-nucleotide messenger RNA. RefSeq lists its product as uncharacterized. NCBI's taxonomy places the organism in Eukaryota, Metazoa, Arthropoda, Insecta, Ephemeroptera, Baetidae. The record is from RefSeq and is a predicted model, not a curated record. The coding region runs from base 101 to 1711 and encodes 536 amino acids. The transcript is spliced from 10 exons.
UUGGGCCGGGCGGUGCUCGGCAAAAACAAACCGACACAGCUGGAUUCUGUUGACAGCAAUAAAAUCAUUUGUUUGCAAUAAAAUUUUUCGGCUAGGAAAUAUGGAGCAGGAGCAGGAGGACGCUCGUCAACUACGAGAGAAAAAGGAGCAAGACGAAAUCGACAAACUUAAGGCCUUUCACCGCUUUCCGCAGCCAAAAAGCCUCAGGAAACUGGCCAUGCGCGCCGUUAUGUCGAACCUCCAGUUUUACGCCGACUUGCCCUACAACCCUUUCCUCCAGCUACCGAAAAAUCUGCAUGAAGAAUUGUUGAAAUUUUUUGACAAAAAGCAAGGUCGUUUCUUGCACGUGAAGCCAGAGGUCCGACAAAAAUUCGGGAUUCAGAUGAUGAGUGAAAAGGUUUCCACCCUAGAUUGGCACAUGGGCUGGGACUUAUUCUGGCAUGAGAAUGGAAAUUCAUUCUUCAAACAUGUUGCGCAGAAUUGUCCUAACUUGACCACAAUAGACACGUAUUUAGUCGACUUAUCUAGAGUUCCUGAUUUCAUUGCCACACCAGAAUAUUUUCUAUCUCACUUCAAGAGUUUGCAAGUACUAAAAAUCUCCGACUAUUGUUUUUGUACGGACUCACUUUUGACAGUGCUCAUCGAGCAUUGCCCGAUGCUAAAGGAAUUGGAAAUCAAGUUGCCGCUGACAAUUACGGGAGAGACCAUCAACCUCUUGUCGAGACUGAAAUAUUUGCAAAACUUCGUUGGUCACAGAGAAGGCAAAUUAGAAGAAGGAGGCGGGUUUGAUUUUGAAGGCCUGGCCAAUCUUGCAGGAUCAAUACCUAGCUUGCGGAUACUUGGCUACACACAGCACAAGCAAGACUUCUAUCAGCCUCUAAACAACUUUAUUGUCAGAUUUGGAAACCUGUACCCUGACAAGCCGCUCUUCAUACGAGAGUUGCUAGCUCCUUUCACUUCUGCCUGGCCAAAACUUUUGUCUGUGGGAAAUGUCCGGCUGGAUGGACCUUUCAGUUCAAAGAGAAUUAAUGAGAUCAUCGGUUCUAUGCCUCUUCCUCCCUUUUCUCUAACUUUUCAACAAGUUUCUUUUUGCGACAUCUACCCAGUCCUGCGGAAAUUCGGAAAUCAGCUUGAUUAUCUCAGCAUUGAUGAAUGGUGUUUUUGCAGGGACACACCUAUGAAUAUGACGGAAAUGUUGGACAUUUCCGCAGUCCUCACGUUUUGCCCGAACCUGCAGAAGUUGCGGAUCCGAUACAAGUCGGAGAGAUUCGUCCAGAAUGCAGGUUUGGCCGCUCUGCCCAAUGAUUGUUUUAAAAACUGGCAAGAAUUCAAGUUCCAAGCGUUCUCGUACGAAGGUGGCGAAGAACAAGACAUGAUUUCUAACGGUGACCUGCUCUUCAAGAAGUUCCUCUUGGGCGCCCGUUGCAUCACAGAACUGAAUUUUAAGAGAUUUGGUGAGAUCAGAGCGGCUCAACAGGUGUUAAAUCAAGACCCCCUUUUCCUCUUCUGCAAUUUAAAAUAUGUCGAAAUCAGGAUUCACACCAAUGAGAUGAUUUCUGCUGUUGUGGAGUUGCUUACAACUCUAAUCAGUCGCUCGCCUUUACUGAGGGUAAUUAAAAACUGGGGAAGAGUCCAUCUGCAAGAAAAUGACGAGCGAAUCGUCUGGCUGCUUAAAGUAGCCAAAGCUCUUAGUAUUAAAUUAGAAAUGUGA